UUGGUGUCCUGCUGUCGUCGUUGCUAGGCGAGUCCUCCAUAACCUAUAUAGUUCUGCUAUAUAGUUAACCAGUCUAUUUCUUUUUGUUGCCGUAGUACCUCAACCUGAGACUGGGAAUUUCCGUUAUGUCACAGUAACACGCGAGAUUGUUAACACAGCUUUAAGUGUCAGUUGCAUUUGUUUGAAUGUUUUAUUGGCAUAUUGAAGAAAAAUGUCAAUUGCAGCAAGUAGAUCUUUGUUAUCGUGUCUUUUAAGGAAUAGUAAUAAAACAUAUGCCAAAUAUUUAAUCAAUGUGCGAUUUAAAUCCGAACAUUCAGAUAAAAAGCAUGCCUCAAAUGAAUCAAAUAUGAUUGAAAGAGCUGUUUUAAAAAAAUUUUCAGAAAAACUUCAUAUAGAAAGUGUUGAUUCACCUAAAAAAUUGCAGUCCACAGAGGUUCUCAUUGAUGUUAAUUACUGUGCGUUGAAUGGACCAGAUGUACUUUUGUGUGAAAAUUUAUAUUCUUAUAAACCAAAAUUACCAUUUGUGCCUGGCUAUGAAGUUUGUGGAAAACUUGUUGAAAUUAGUGAAGGAGCUAGAAAAGCUGGUUUCAAUGUUGGAGACAAAGUUGUUGCACUCAACAAAGAAUGCUUUGGUGGUUUAGCUGAGAGAUGCAUUGCUGAAGUUCGUGAUGUUUGGAAAAUACCUUCUUCAAUACGAUCUAUUGAUGCAGUUUGUUUAUUAGAAUAUUAUAUGACUGCAUUAAUUGGUUUGGAGCAAUGUGCAUCAAUUGAUGAAGAGGAUAUGGUCUUAAUUAAUGUUGGUAUUGGUGGUAUUGGUUUGGCAGCAGUAGAUAUCGCUGCGAAUGUUUACAAAGCUAAGGUAAUUGGAGUUGGUUUUUCUGAAGAUAAAGCUCAUAAAAUUAGAGAAAGGGGAGCUUUUCAUGCUUUUAGUUAUAAAGAGAAAAAGUUACUUAAAGAGAUUGAAGAAAUUGCAGGAGAUCGUGAUAUCAAGGAUAUCUUUGAGGGAGAUAGUGGAAAACAUUUUAAGAAAGUACUUGAUGGUUUUAUGAAUAUUUACAAAUCAAGAACUCCAUCCAAACAUCUAUUAAGGGAUGACAACUUUGGAGUAGUGGUUCAACAUCUGGCUCGUGAUGGCAAAAUUAUCAUUGCUGGUACUGGUCAUACAAGUUCUGAUAAUGAAGGAAAGGGUGAUGAUAGAUUUACAGUAACUGGUAUCAGCUUAAAGGAUUACAGAAAACGAAAAUAUGAGCUCUAUAGACAAACUGGGGAAGACGUAAUUUCAUUCUUUGAGGAAGGGCUUAUCAAGCCAGUCCCUUCUAUGAUUGCUGGUUUCUACCACAUUAAUGAUGCUGUCAAAUUUAUUUCUGAAAUGAAACAUUGUGGAAAGGUUAUUAUUGAUAUAAAGCAAAAGGACAAGGAAGCAAAGGCUCAAUAAGAAAUUGAUUGAACAGGAAAUAACAGGUUUAUUUUCAGUAAUCAUCUUCAAGGCGCACAUUAAUUAUAAAAGAGAAUUUCAGAAAUAAGACUGCUAUAGAUUAUGACAUUUUUAAAAAGUUUCAUCCUAGUCCCAGUGAGAUAAUUUGUAAAUAGUAUUAGUUAACAUUUCAGAAUAAAAAGUUUUUUGUAAAUACGAUUAUUUCUACCGAAUUC
Phymastichus coffea is the source of this 1650-nucleotide messenger RNA. RefSeq names its product quinone oxidoreductase-like protein 2. Bases 212 to 1435 code for a protein of 407 amino acids. The transcript is spliced from 9 exons. Gene Ontology annotation, cellular component: mitochondrion. NCBI's taxonomy places the organism in Eukaryota, Metazoa, Arthropoda, Insecta, Hymenoptera, Eulophidae. Gene Ontology annotation, molecular function: oxidoreductase activity. The record is from RefSeq and is a predicted model, not a curated record.